Triticum dicoccoides is the source of this 1649-nucleotide messenger RNA. RefSeq names its product protein pygopus-like. NCBI's taxonomy places the organism in Eukaryota, Viridiplantae, Streptophyta, Magnoliopsida, Poales, Poaceae. The transcript is spliced from 2 exons. The record is from RefSeq and is a predicted model, not a curated record. Gene Ontology annotation, biological process: mRNA splicing, via spliceosome; miRNA processing. The coding region runs from base 91 to 1359 and encodes 422 amino acids.
UUGUGCGAUGACAAAUAGUACAAACGCAAGAGUUACUCUUCUCUGAACCCAAGCGGCCGAGGCCCCGUCGCAGGCAAGCAGCAAUCCCAGAUGGACACCGGCGAGCAAGCCGGGGAGGAGUCGUCGGCGAACCGCCGGGAGCGCCUCCUCGCGCUCCGCUCCUCCGCCGCCGCCGCCGCUUCCUCCACCUCCUCCUCCUCCUCGCCAUCUGCCGCGCCGCCGCCGCCCGCGUGGGAUCUCCCGGAGCCCGACCUGGCGCCCACCUCCUCCGCCCCGCGUCCGCGCUCGCGGUUCGACUUCUACACCAACCCCGGCGCCGCCUUCUCCUCCUCCGCCGCCGCCGUCCCGCAGAAGCGCAAGAGCGCCGACCCCCCGGGCCCCAAUCCCGCCCCGGCCCCGCCUCACGGGAACUCUGGCAACAAUUAUCCUCCUCCGCACCAGCACCAUAUGGCCCAAUCUCCGAUGGAAGGUGCACCAGGGAAUAGUCCAUGGAGAGGUCCUAUGCAGUUCCAGACUCCUAUGUCUGGAUACCGAGGAACACCUCCUGGACCUCCACCUCACUGGAACCCACAUUCUGCUUCUCCAGCUCAAGAUCCGUAUCCACAUCCACCCAACUUUGGGUUCAGAGGCCCUAAUGUUGGCCGAGGGGGCAGCCCGAUGAAUUAUGGACCAGGAGGUAGCCCGAUGAAUUACGGACCAAGAGGUAGCCCGAUGAAUUACGGACCAGGAGGUAGCCCAAUGAGUUACGAACCAAGAGGAAGCCCGAGGAGUUAUGUACCAAGAGGUAGCCCGCACUCGUCUUCCGGACGUGGCAGGGGUGAGAACUACUACCAGAGCCCAGGUUCGAGAGGAAGAGGGGGAAGGGGUGGCUUCCAGAACCAUUCUGGAUCGCAAGAUCAGAGGAACUUCUACAGGAAGUCCAUGGUUGAUGAUCCUUGGCAGGGCUUGCAACCUAUCGUUGGCAGCAUACUACCCAUCGAUGGUGCCAAGUCCUGGCUUCCAGAGUCAUUGCGCAAAAAGGAGACACCUAAUCAAGGCAGGGGUGGGAAUUUCUACCACAGCCCAGGUUCGAGAGGAAGAGGGGGAAGGGGUGGCUUCCAGAACCAUUCUGGAUCGCAAGAUCAGAGGAACUUCUACAGGAAGUCCAUGGUUGAUGAUCCUUGGCAGGGCUUGCAGCCUAUCGUUGGCAACAUACUGAAACCCGUCGAUGGUGCGAAGUCCUGGCUUCCAGAGUCAUUGCGCAAAAAGGAGACACCUAAUCAAGGCCGAACAAUAUCAAAUCCAACAUCAGGAUUGAGUCUGGCAGAAUACCUCGCCUCGUCUUUCAACGAGGCUUCUAACGAGUCUAAUGAGACGUGACGUGAGCUCUUUUGUCAGUGCCUCCUUUCAGCAUAAACUUUUGUACCAUUAGGAUUGCUGGUGUUCCUCAGUAUACAUAUAUUUAUCACCUUUUAAUUUAUUUCUCCUGCAUCUACGACUGCUUCUUUUGGGCUAGAUAUAAACAUUUUGAUCUGCGAUAUCUGUCGUACUGUUUAUGCACAUUGUGGCCAUCUUGUACCUUGGUCUAGGGUGAUGUAUGACAUACCCUUUGAGCUUGUAUUGUCUAUCAUUCGCGAUAUAUUUUCAUGAGCUAAACCUAAAUUUUGAGA